AGCAAGGACCGCAAAUGAAAGUGAAAGAUUAAAAGAGCAAGUAAAAUAACUGCAUAUUAUCAGAUCUGACCGGAGACCUGAGCUUUGCUUUGCUUCCUCAGUGAUGGUUUGUCUCAGGGCUGUGUCAGAGAUGUGAAUUUCACCUACUUUCUGGAUGCAAAGGGGUAACAUCUAUCCAUUCAUUUAUUUAUUUGGAAGCAAUGUGGGUCACGCAUAUAGAAGCCAUCUGAGACCUGGAAAGCUGUCUGGAUUUUAAAUAAAACAAGAAGAAUGAGACACCAGCCAGGACCCCUGCCCUGAGAGGAAGGUGAAGAAAGAAAGAAAGAAAGAAAGAAAGAAAGAAAGAAAGAAAGAAAGAAAGAAAGAAAGAAAAUGCAGACACCAAACCUGUAGAUUUAUGAAAUUCUUUUUGCUCCACUAAGGACAGAUAUUUUCCCCCUUACAGACAUGCAGCAUAAAGGCAUCAUGCUGAUUGUGUUCUUGGAAUACAUUGUUUCUGGUCACGGUGAGGCAGAUCCAGUAAAGCUACGAACCUUCCGCUGUGAUGGCCACUCCUGCAAUCCUCCUGUAGGGAAUCUAGCAACAGGCAGGACUCCAGUCUCUCUUACCACAUGUGGGCAGAACAGCACAGAACUUUACUGCUUCUACCCAGACCAGAACCUCCUUCAUUGGGCCUCCCAAGGCUGUGGGCAGCCCCGAUGCACUAAAUGCAAUGCCAAUCAGCCUGAUAACUCCCACCUUCCCUCUGAUAUGACAGAUAAUUUCUUCCUAAACCCUGGCUCCUGGUGGCAGUCUGCACAAGGGGUACACAGGGAAGAAAUCAGGCUGGACUUGGAAACAGCAUUCUACCUGACUCAUGUCAUAGUAGUGUUCAAGUCACCUCGCCCAGCUGCUAUGGUAUUGGAGAGGUCUCAGGACAAUGGACAGACCUGGAGGCCCUACAGAUAUUUUUCUGUCAACUGUACAGCAACGUUUGGGCUUCAAGAUGAUCUUAUUGAAGAGGGCUCUCUGUGCACUUCCAGGUAUUCAGAUGCGGUGCCUUGCACGCGAGGUGAGGUGAUCUAUCGUGCCUUAACUCCAACCAACAAGAUUGAAGACCCAUAUGGUCCUGAGGCCCAAGACCUCCUGAAACUCACCAACCUGCGCCUCCUUUUGUUAAAAAGGCAGGAGUGUCCCUGCCAAGGCUUGGGAUUGCUGGAGAAACCCCAGAGGUUUGCCCACUAUGCUAUCUAUGAUCUGAUUGUCCGGGGAAGUUGCUUCUGUAAUGGGCAUGCAGAAGAAUGUCAGCUUGCCAAUCGGACAGGGAACACAGAGAAUGUGGUCCAUGGGACAUGUGUGUGCAGACACAACACAGCAGGGAACCACUGUGAGAGGUGUGCACCAUUAUAUAAUGACCAGCCUUGGAAGCCAGGAGAUGGAAAAACUGGGGCACCAAAUGAAUGCAGAAAGUGCCGCUGUCACAACCAUGCUGAUAGCUGUCACUUCAACCUGAGUGUUUGGCUGGCAUCUGGGAAACACAGCGGUGGAGUAUGUGACAACUGCAAACACAACACGGAGGGACAUCGAUGUCAAAGGUGCAAACCAGGAUUUUACAGAGAUAGGGGAAAACCUAUGUCUUCCCCAGAGGUCUGCAAACCUUGCUCCUGUCAACCUAUGGGAUCGGCCAAUGCAACCUUCAGCAGAAGCUGGCGGUGCCACCCAAAGACGGGGUUCUGUUACUGCAAGCCAGGCGUGGCAGGCCCGAACUGUGACAGAUGCCUUAUGGGAUACUGGGGCCUUGGAGAAAAUGGCUGUCAUCCUUGUGACUGUGCCAGAGACUGCGACCCCCACACUGGAAACUGUUUCAAUGGUUAUGAAAAUGAGCCAUUUUUCAACAUCCCCAUGGGUGGGCGAAUCCCUGACCUCCUACAAAUGCCAGCCAAUGAAAGCGAUGAGUGGAAAUGGAAUGAUCAUGAGCAGGGAUUUUCUGCAUUGAGACAUCCAGAAAAGUGUGUGUGCAAAGAGAAAGAGCUCGGAAGUGUCACUGAUUUCUGCCAGAUGAAAUACGCAUAUGUGAUAAAAGCAAGAAUCCUAUCGGCUCAUGACAAAGGAACCCAUGCGGAAGUUGUAGUGAAGGUAAAGAAGGUCCUGAAAUCAGGCAAAGUGAAAAUUGCCCGGAGUAACAGAAGUAUCUAUCCGGAGUCCUGGACCAACAGGGGAUGUACAUGCCCCAUUCUCAAUCCUGGAACAGACUACCUGAUAGCAGGCCAGGAGGACUCAAGGACCAGCAAACUCCUCGUGAAUAUGAACAGUCUGGUGAAACCCUGGAAGGCAUAUUUGGGAAAACAAGUAGCAGACAUUCUUCGAACUGGGUGCAAAUAAUUUCUUCUUCAGAAGUUAAAGUCAUAAACUUUAUAUUUUAAUAACACUGUGGUGAAAGGUAUAGCUAGUUCAUAUAUUACCAUGCAACACCUUCCUAGCUAAGGGAACAAAAGUGGACUUACCCUCCUUUCCCUCAUUAUGUGUUUAAACCAGGAAUCCUUGGACAUAACUUUUCUUCCAUAAUUACACACUGUCUUAUAUGAAAUUAACCAACACAUCACAUGUAGGUUACAAAUCACAGUUCUUAGCUUGAAGCCAUUUUCACAGCUCCCAGAGAUUCACUCUCAGGGGAGAAGCAGAAGCUAUGGUUUAUGUGUUUCCACUCUUCAGGAAUGAAUCUGGUAUCGAUACUUAUAAACCGCUUGCAUAGUGCAGUCAUUACUCCGGUGUCAUUUCUUUAUUUAAGUGGCCAUUAAUGGGCAAAAAAAUUUCAGCUUUGCAGGUGGCAAAAUAUUGAACAGUCAGCAUGUCAGAUGACACUUGAUUUGUUUGAAAAGAGCUGAGUUAUUUUUAUUUACCAAGCAAACUGCAGUUAGCUCAGUAUAAGACACGUUGCUUUCUUGAGUGAAAAUAUCACAUUGCUGCACAGAGACUAACGCUGGAACUUUAUCUGGUGAGGGCCUCUAUAGAUGGGAGUUGUCAAAGUCAAUGCCUAAUGUGAAAGCACUUCUGGUUCAGUGUGGAAUCCUGGCGCCGCACUCAUCUAUUCUAUCAAAGGUCUCCUUGUUCUUUGCUAUUUGUACUGUCACACAACAGGUUUCAGAAUGACUGCUGCUAAAAAGCCUUGAGCCAGUACAGUAGUGUCAAGCUGCAGCUCCAGACCCAUAGGAGAAGGUGAUGGAAGCUGGCCCAGAUCUGAGUUUGUGAAGCUACAGUAGAUAGAGGUGUGAACGGGCAGCAGGCUGUGCCAAUCUGAGGAUUAAGCAAGGUGUUGAUGUCUUAUAGGGCAGCUACCUUGUUAUUUUGACCAAUGCCCUUGAGGCCAUGCUCAUUAUUUAAUUUUCGCUACCGUUUUCAGUCUGCUGUUACUCUUGCCCCCUUUGUGUGUUGUACUGUAAUAGUCAAGUGAUGUUACCUUUCAGUUGUGCUUGAAGUUUGUUUAGCGUGAGAAGCAGGGGUGGUAGCAUCUCCACUCUAAGUAAAGUCCCCAGUAGAUUUAUUUUAGUCUGCUCCACAGUUAGUAAGAAGCCAGUCCAUGGAAAUGUGAGUUCCUCAGAGUACCAUGGGGAGGGGGAAGGGAACAAUCUCCUCCUGGUCUCUGCCCAAGUGACAGGAAACUCAUGACCAAACUGAGAGGGUAAAGGAGUAUGUUCCUUUGAUAAGUGAAGCAUCAAUCAGAACUUUGUUCAAAGAUAUUUUUUUUUUUUUGGUUUGUUCAUAUAUGCAGCUUUUGCACAUCUUUGUCUAUGCUUACAGGAAGAGGAGAUGGGGUUUGAUCUGCAUGCCACUCAGUCACUGUGACAUGAAGGAAUCUAGGGGGCAGCCCAAUAGCCAUGAAAAGAAAGUGGUGGUUCUGGGUUAUGAAGCAUCUGAUGAGAAAGAGAUAAGUUAUCGGCACAUUCAACUAAUGCAGUUGGGUGACAAGAAUCUGAAGACCAGGGAUCCUGGAAUGCCAGAGCUACUUUUUUAUUUCCAUUGUUUGUUACCCCUCCUUUUAUGUAGGGCCUGAUGCACAUCAGAACAGCAAAAGGACACAUUUCAGAUCAUUUGUAAAGAGAAGACCAGCAGAAAUUUCUUGGAAUAUUCUUCCAGCUUAGGUGAAAUUCUGGAUGGCCAUCACCUUGAAGUGACGCAGUGUGUGUUUACAUAAACAACCUUUCCCUCCUCCCUUCACCCAGUCCCCUCAAUCUAUGGAUGCAUUAUAUAUUGUCUCAGGCCAACAUGACCUCAUCCUAUGUUUGGCUGUGAAUUCAAAGGAGGUUCAGUCAGUUAGCUAGCUGGACUGAUGAAAUAUUCCUAAACCCAUUAUUGCUCCUACAAUGGCCCUGUUAAAAGCAACUUUCCAUUUUGUGCCUGAAGUUUUGUAAAUGCAAGUGCAAUCAAUAUCACUUAGAUGUCAAACUGUUUGGUUGCAAAUAACAUUGAGGAUACCUUCAAAUUUGCAGGCACAAAAUGGGGAGCUGAAUAGAAGCUCCUUUCAAAAUCAGGUCCAUACAGUAUAUUGCCUCACGCACAAGUGGAUCUAACUGCCCUUGGAUAAUGUCACUUAACUAUAGGCUUGUUCCAGUUUUAAAGCUAUCCUGUGGAAAAGGAAGCUCCACAUAGUUAUUUCAGUAGUUAGUUGUUUUAGAUUUCUGUGCUUUUAAGUAAAUAUACAUAGUACCUUGGGGAUUCCUUUAUUUGUAUUUAGUUCAAUUUUCAAAGGAGCCCAGGCCACUCAGUUCCCAUAGAAAUGAAGUGGGACAUCGGAGCCCAAUUUCCUUAGGCACCUUUGCAGAUCCCAGCCUAGAAGUAUGUCCUGUUCACAUUGAAACUAGCAUAGAACUUGUCAUCUCCACUUCAUAGUUAACUAGAAGUAUUCAUGGGACACAUUAUGAUAUGGAUGGAGGUUCCCAUCUGAGCGUAUACAUUGACCCCACUUCCUCCCCAAAAUUUGUUUUCUCCUAAGGAGCACAAAUGCUAUGUUUUCUUUUUCCUAUCAUGGCAGGAAGAAAAAAGUCACUAUUAUCCAUUUGUUGCUACCUAAAGCAGUAACCAAGAAUUUGGCAUCUCUGAUUAGGCAUUUAAUUAAUGUAAUAAAACACUAUGCACCACUAAAGUGGCUUUAUUUAAAAUGUCAGCCCAUUAAGUUAGAGUAGCAAUCAAGUGAUAUUGUUUUCAUUCCUGUGUCCAGAAACAGACUGACUACAAGGAUUAGCUAGUCAUCUUCUUUUAAAGACCAUUAAAAAUAAUGAUGUGUUUAGAUGACUUUACAGUCCAUUCUCAAAGGGCCUAUUAGGAAGAGUUUCAAUAAAGUAAAGCCUAGGGUGAGAGAAUGUGUUUGAGGGCAUUUAACAAAUGCAUUUAUAUUUACCACUGUGUGUGCUUCUUAUCUGCUGAAGGUCAUAUUCUGUUCUCAUUUACCCAAGUGCUAUCCCAUUGAGCUAAAUGGCAUUGCAGAGGGUGUAAAUCACAGGACUAGAAGGUUCCCCCCCACAGCUAUUUUAAUUUCCAGGGGUGAAACUUACCCUUUUUGUGGGAACCUGAGAAGGGAACCCCUUGCAGCGACCGUUUCAGGUUAUGGGCUGGGAUAGUGACCAGUGCCUUUGUUUUUUUCAGCGUGCAGGCUGCUGAAUCCACAUAGUCCAGUCAAGCCCUUCCUCUGAUCUACCACCAAUACGCUCCUCCAUGCCAGUUUAUUUGGCAUCAGUAGGAGCCCACUAUGCAGCAUCCACUCAGUCUGCCUGCCUACUCCAUGUAGGGCUACUACAGGAAGUGGGGAAUCACCAGCUCAGAGGGCCUUGUACUAGCCUUUCAAGGGGAUAUGAAUUCCACGCUUACAGAGUUUCUAUGUGCCUAAUCUUAUAUGUAAGGGAGGAGGUUAUGUGAACCCCAUUACAAAGCUACACUCACCAUUAGGGUGCCUCCUCCUGGCUGUUCAGGUGAUUAGCUCCAUCCACAUCUGAUGACCUAUUGUUUGCUCUCAUCAUGGCCCCUCCCACCCUCUGGGACUCAGCAUGCUCCCUCUCCAUAACUUGGCCCUUGGACCAGGUCACUAUACAUGUUUCCCCUUCCAGAAUACCAAAGUCUCUCCAGAUCAAUUGUCCAGUUGCCUUCCCAAGCCAUCCUCUAAUUCAAGACUAUGCCACUUUCCUGAAUGGGGGGGGGGGGGGGUAUGGGACCCCAGCCUGCCCAUUACUCCAGAUUCCAGCAUAGGGACUCUGUUCAGCAACCAUGGUCCACUUACCCCCAGACCUCAAUGCUAUUUCCCUGCUCUUCUUCCUACUUUUCUCCCCUAGCUCUACCCCCUCACCCCAGGUUACCAGUAGAGCUCCCUCUGCUAUUUCACCCUUUUCAGUUUCUUGCCAAUUUAUAUUCCAAACACACUUUCCUCCUCCCAGGGAGUGACUGUAGACUACUUCUCCUACAACCCCUUCUGUUUUCAGCUUGCUGGUUUUGUAUGAGACCAGCCUACACCUGCUCAGCUGAAAUUCAUCUUCUAUUAGGGCUUGCCUGGCCAGCCUAAUUCUCUGCCAGGCACAGUUUACUGGGUUAAUUAGCCCCUUCCCAGCUAUCUUAACCCUUCCAGGUGAUGUGUGGAAUGAAUACUCCAUCACAAGCUUAUACAUACAGCUUUGCAAUGUACCUUAACACCAACUUUCAACUAGGUGAUUCCCGACCAUAUUCAUCCAUUUGUGCCAGACUGUGGUGGCUUUGUGGUAUAUGCAAAUGCCCACUGCAAACCAGAGUGGGACCAACACAUUUACGUCACUAAUGGUCAAGCUACUAUGUUCUUGAAUCUAUUGCAGCCAUUUCUUAUAACCAGGGAUCUGUCUCAUCAUGAAAAAUAUUCAUUAAUGUCAUUCCCAAGUGUUCUAUCAAUAUUAGAUGGGAGAUUUGAAACAAAGGUACUUUUAUAAUCUCUAUCACUUGCCUUGGGAUCCAUUGUAAUAAAAACAAUCAGGCUAACAAUUUUUUUUUUGCAUUCAGAUACAUUCUCCAUUGUGUAGCCAAACGUUUCCAAAAGUGAAUCAGCUGACAUACAAUAAUGUGAGAGGAGUGGGGAACAACUGAGGGCAAACGUGAAAAAAUAUGCAUAGGUUUUUUCCCCCUUCCUCUCUUUCAUCCUAUUUGAUGGUGGCUGGAGAGCUGAGUCUACUUCCUAUUCUACAAUCUCCAUUACUUAGAAAUACUACACAUUCCAUUUUGACUGUCAGGCUAACUGCUGUCUGAUGGCUUCUGCUUUGCAGUCAUUCAGGGUAAGCAGAUACCCCACCAGCGUGUGACACUGGUGAGCCUACAGGUUGAAGGUACAGAAGCCAGUUAUGGUCAGCCUAAGAGCAAGUUGACUUUGCUAUUAUUCCCAGCUGUUCAUGAGAUCUCUGGUUAACUAAUCCAAGAAGAAAGUCAAAGAAUGGGGAACAAAACUGAAAAUUAUGCAGAACUAUAGUGUCCAGCCAAACAAUAGUCCCAGCAUGCUCUGCAGUGCUAUAAAGCAUGUAGCCUGCCUGAAAAUAAACGUCCAAAGUACAAAUGAACUCCACAGAUUUGAGUGAGAACAGAGUUCACUAUUUGCAAUGGAAUUAAGACUGUAUAAAGGGCUGGUUAUCUUGGGUAUGGGGAAAAAAAUAAACCUUCAUAUACUGUGAUGGCUCAGAAGAAGAUUAUUGUGAGACAACGUGACACUAUCAAUACUUCCCAGAAGUAGUUGCUAUGUAUUUCCUGUGACCAGAACAAACAAGGUCCUACAGAACUAACAAGAGGAUCUGCCAAAGAAGAUGCACCUAUUGAAAUGGGAAAAGAAAUCUGUUGGUCUUGUCCAGGGGUUGCUGAAUACAGCUCUCCAGUACUUUCUACCAGAUUGUCCGAUCAUCAGCUUUGCCAAAAAGCAGCAAAGACAGGGCAGCUGUGUUACAUUCUGAUGCACCCCAAACACCAGGAAAUCAAAUCAAGACACACAGGUAGGUGGUCAAUCAAAAACAUGUAAUAACCCUAAACCAGUUAAGUCAGCAACAGUCCAAAUGGCAGGUAUGUAGCAGAAGGCUCAGCGUAACUGCACACGCCCAAAACUGUGUGUACAUACACACAUGUGCACACCCACCCACACACAGAAGAACAGGAAAUGGAACACUGAAUUCAGGGAGCGGGAACCAGGAAACAAACAGAAACAAGGAGCAGGAAGCAAUAAGCAGGAAGUCAACACAGACCAGUCAUCAGCAUCAAUACUGAAAAUGGUCAUACGAACAAUCCAAUCCAAACCAUAGUAGACAGGUUGCCUUAUCGCUAGCUGUUAUCACAUGUCAAGAAAUAGCAAAGACAGCUGGUAGGCCCUGCCUAAUGAUGAAAUAAUAGCGUUUACCCCCAAGAAAAGUAUGGAAAGCACUGGAGGAGUUAAACUGGGGCAGGGAAGGGAACAGGCUGAAAGCAGCCGCAUAUGUGGAGAAGAGGCAGCAGCACCAUUAGGACAGUUUCAAGUCAGAGCAACUAUCUGUGAGAGUUGUGCAGCUCACGUAUCAAAUAAAAUGUGGCCACAUCUAUCCUAGUCUUGGUAGGGAACUUUAAAGGAUCAAAAUAGUUCACUAGGUAGUUCUUUGUGAGUGCUGAGCUCAAUAUGCAAGGUUGCUAUGUUGUAUUUAAUCAUGCUUCUGCAUCUCCUGCUCUUGUACACUGGUACAGCAAGCAGAUAGGAGGAAGGAGGCAGAAGGAAGGCAAACAGACCUACAUACAAUAUUGUAUUACUUUGGCAAGAGUGGCUCAUUCUUCUAACGGCUAUACAGAGCAAGGUUUCUCUGUCGUGUUCUCCAUCUGUGUAUCUCAGAUUGUUUCAGUGCUGCCUGAUGUAAGCUUUCCUUGAAUUUAUCUAAUUCACAUGGUGUUCUCUCCAGGGUUCCUCAAACCUGGAAAAGUGAUUGUGUUAUUUGUAACGUGUUGUGCACAUUUUCUGUUUUGUACUUAAACUUUGAUUAAAAAUACUGAUAGAAAUGU
Molecule: messenger RNA, 8985 nt
Organism: Caretta caretta (loggerhead turtle)
Lineage: Eukaryota; Metazoa; Chordata; Testudines; Cheloniidae
Product: netrin-4
Biological process (GO): cell migration; animal organ morphogenesis; substrate adhesion-dependent cell spreading
Cellular component (GO): laminin trimer
Molecular function (GO): protein binding
Source: RefSeq, a predicted model, not a curated record